This is a messenger RNA of Pteropus alecto (black flying fox), 3666 nucleotides long. It is a transcript of the gene GDAP2, whose product is annotated as ganglioside induced differentiation associated protein 2. The transcript is spliced from 13 exons. Lineage: Eukaryota; Metazoa; Chordata; Mammalia; Chiroptera; Pteropodidae. The record is from RefSeq and is a predicted model, not a curated record. Bases 226 to 1671 code for a protein of 481 amino acids.
CCGCCGCGGGGAGCUGUUGCAGCUGGUCGCUUCGGCUCGGUGGGACUUUGCCUCGCCGUACGCGCCGAGCCCCCGGGAGGGCUGUCCGGGGAUGCCACUCGGCCGCUUUCCACGAGGAGCUUCAGCCGCCCCUCCUGCCGCCCGGAUGGGACCGCCCGAGCGCUUCUCCAGUGAAUAUUGACUUGCUGAGGAAUUUGGGAAAAGACCAGCCGAAGUUCUCAUUCCAUGGAUCCCUUGGGUGCCCCUUCCCAGUUUGUGGAUGUGGAUACGCUGCCAAGCUGGGGUGACUCGUGUGAAGAUGAAGUAACCGCUUCCGAUACUGCAGCUGAGACGUUUCAGAAAGACGCGAUUAGAUCACCGUUUCUUUAUAAUAAGGACAUCAAUGGAAAAGUGGUUCUUUGGAAGGGGGACGUGGCGUUGCUGAACUGCACGGCCAUCGUCAACACCAGUAACGAAAGUCUGACGGAUAAGAAUCCUGUGUCGGAAAGCGUCUUCAUGCUCGCGGGGCCCGAUUUGAAGGAGGACCUGCAGAAGCUUAAAGGUUGCCGGACAGGUGAAGCCAAACUGACCAAAGGAUUUCAUCUGGCCGCCCGGUUCAUCAUCCACACGGUGGGGCCCAAGUACAAAAGCCGCUACCGCACGGCCGCCGAGAGCUCCCUGUAUAGCUGCUACAGAAACGUGCUGCAGUUGGCUAAAGAGCAGUCUAUGUCUUCUGUUGGGUUCUGUGUCAUUAAUUCUGCAAAACGCGGGUAUCCUCUAGAGGAUGCUACACACAUAGCACUGCGCACCGUAAGGAGAUUCCUAGAGAUUCAUGGAGAGACCAUUGAAAAAGUAGUAUUUGCUGUCUCUGAACUUGAAGAGGCUACUUACCAAAAGCUGCUCCCUCUGUACUUCCCGAGGUCACUAAGGGAGGAGAGUCGGUCCCUGCCCUACCUGCCAGCCGACAUCGGGAACGCGGACGGGGAGCCUGUGGUGCCCGAACGGCAGAUCCGAAUAAGUGAGAAGCCUGGCGCCCCGGAGGACGACCAGGAAGAGGAGGACGAAGGCUUGGGAGUUGAUCUCUCUUUCAUUGGCUCCCACGCUUUUGCUCGGAUGGAAGGAGAUAUUGACAAGCAAAGGAGACUGAUCCUACAGGGACAGUUGUCGGAGGCAGCCCUGCAGAAGCAGCAUCAGAGAAAUUAUAAUCGUUGGUUAUGUCAAGCAAGAUCUGAGGAUCUCUCUGACAUUGCUUCUCUAAAAGCCUUAUACCAAACAGGUGUCGAUCACUGUGGCCGCACGGUGAUGGUGGUAGUCGGAAGAAACAUUCCCGUGACGUUAAUAGAUAUGGACAAGGCGCUCUUAUAUUUCAUCCACGUAAUGGACCACAUUGCUGUGAAGGAGUAUGUAUUAGUGUAUUUUCACACACUGACCAGCGAGUACAAUCACCUGGACUCUGACUUCCUGAAGAAACUCUACGACGUGGUUGAUGUCAAGUACAAGAGGAAUUUGAAGGCUGUUUAUUUUGUUCAUCCAACAUUUCGUUCCAAGCCGAAAACCCACGUUCCCUCACUUCAGCCACUCUCGUCAGCACUUGUCCAUCAUUCUGCUUCCUUAGCUCCUUCGACCGCACUUGUCCAUCAUUCUGCUUCCUUAGCUCCUUGCGUGUGGGUUGCUGAGCACAGAGCCGUGUGAGGUUGGGCUGCUCAGCAGCCUCCCGGGGCUUGCGUGGCCAGGGCCUUUGACAUUUCACUUGACAGUGGCCCACCCAGCGUGGCCAUCUGCUCUCCUCAAGCCCUGUCCUGCCAGCAGCUCCUCACUCCAACGUCUGGCCUUGCCUCGCUCUUAACCCAGAACACAGAACACGUCCGUAAGCGCUCCAGUCCCUCUGCCUGGGCUCCGGAUCCACAGUAAUAACAGCAGCUGAUGCUUUCGAAGCACUCGCUCGGUGCCAGUCCUGCCCGUGCAUUAGCCUUUAAGUCUCACGAUAAACCCGUGAAGUAGAUGUAGUAGUGUUCCUACUUUAGAGGCAUGGAAAUCGGCGCUUAGAGAGAUUAAAUAACGCUUCCCGGUGAGCCGCUAACACGUAGCAAAGACUGGGUUUGAAUCUAGGCACUUCGGGGCUUACCCGUAACGGCGCAGUGUGUUCGCAUCUCCUCGGGAACCUCUCCCCGCUAAUCCUCUCCCGUUUUCCUAGAUCUAACUCUAGUUUAACCAUGCUAAAGCCUCCACUUACCUCUCUCCCCUUUACAACCAGAAUUUGCCUCCGUUUUUUCAUACACUUUAAAUUACGCCAACCUGGUGCAGAUCCCUCUAUGGCAACCGAAGCUGCUUGCCCCCGAAUUACUGGUAAUCUCUGUUUCUAAAGGCAGCAGACACUUUUCCGUCUUUAUCUUACCUGUUUCCCUAUAGUCUCAAACACAGCCGAUCACUUCUUCCUCAAAACGCUUUGCCUUGGCUUCUCUGAAACGUAACCUUGCCUAGUUUUUCUCCUCCUUCUAGCCACUCGUUCUCAGUCUCCUUUGCUGUCUCCUCUCUCCUUACUCAUUCUUUGAAUGUUACUGUUCCCGGGUCCUCUGCCCUCAUCUUUCAUUCUGUACCUUUUUGCGUUCCUGUGUCUUCGGCGUGCAGUUCCCAGAUACACAUCUGGGGAAGCAGUGAAGCCUGCUGUUUGAAAGCAGGGCUUCAGGAGUCAGGUCUAUAGCUUCUGCUUCCAGCUCUUCCAGUUACCAACUUAUCAUCUCAGGCAAGUUCUGUAACCUCUCUGUGCUUUAAUUUCAUCUUCUAUAGAAUGGGAAUGAUGAUAGUACCUACCCUGGUUGUGUUGUUGGAAGGACCCAGUUAGUUUAUACACGUAAAAUGCUUAAAACAUUACCGGGCACAUGUUAGACACUCAGUAACAUUCGCCGCCGUCGUCGUCAGUCCUGUACUUAGACCUCCGUGUUGAACUGCUGAUUAGAUGUCAUCGCUUAGCCGUCUCACCCCUGCGGGUCAGCAUUGUAGAGACAAAACUACUCGUGUCCUCCUGUCUCGCGCACUCCCACACUGCGUUUCGUAUUCCGUAUCUUAGUAAGUGGGACCACCGCCUACCCAGAGGCCAAAGCCAGAAACCAGAAAGCAUUCUCGGGUACUUUCCUGACCUCACCGCUCCCCAGAUCGCAUCGUUUCCGUGUGCUCGCUGUUGCCUGGAUCCGUGCCUGCAUCUUUCGUCCCACCGCAUCCACUUUAGUUCAUCCCCCAUCAUCUUUCACCUGAAAGGGUGCAGCCGCCUCCUCAUCGAUGUCCGUGCUGCCCUCCCUUUAGGAUAGCACUGUGCCAAGUGCCUUCGGGCCUUCCUAGUGAAUUUUUCUCACAACGUUAAUAUAAGAAGCCUCAAGUAUUUAUUAUAGGGUCCUUUGCAAAAGCUUAUCAAGACUGGCUUUAGGCCAAAAAAAAAAAAAAAUCUGAGUAUAUCAGUGGGGUUUGGAGAAAAGAUGACUUAUUUGGGCAUAAAAAUCCAGGACUUCAUGAUUUAUUGGAUGAGUAGGAGUGAGAGAAAGGACUGUCAUCUCCAUCCCUGGUGUCAUCAGAUGUGGGGCUCAUGGAUCGAGACAUAAAUGUGAGAGUCACCAUCAAGUAAACAGAGCUUUAACUCCUCAAAUGUGCCGGUGAAUAAAAUCACAGAGAGAGUUAGAGCAGAGAGGACAACUA